Messenger RNA from Lolium perenne, 2259 nucleotides. Lineage: Eukaryota; Viridiplantae; Streptophyta; Magnoliopsida; Poales; Poaceae. The record is from RefSeq and is a predicted model, not a curated record.
AUGAGCGGGUCUGGCGACCUCGCUGGCGACGCCGCGGGCGCCCCGACGCUCCCGUCGGCUGCUGCCCCCGCCGUCUCUGUUCCCACCACCACAAGCCCCCCAACCCCAACACCUCCCCAGCCCACCUCCACACCCACAAGCCGCCUCCCCUCCCUCUCAGGCGGCGGGCGGAAAGCUCCCUUUCGCGGCGGCGGCCGCGACGGCAAGGCGUUUGCAGCAGGCGCUCCAGGUCAGAGAUUCCAGUCCCUCGUCCUCGACUCCUUCCUGUCCACCGUCUCAUCCCCUCUACCAUCCCUCCUCCUGCCACCUCCCAGUGCUCAUGUCUGGAUCACUCCGCCCUUCCGUUCGCCUUGCUUCUCACCGCGUUGCGUUGAGAAUCUCCUCAACUUCUACCUCUGCUGCGCCCCGGAACGCCUCUCGGUGCUGCCUGCUGCUGAAAACGUCUUUGUUGUUAGGGUUGCGAGUCUGAAUGUUGCGCGCUUCGUUGUAGCCUGUGGAUCUUGGCAGAUGAAAAUCAAGCUUGUUUUUCACCUCUCCCUCGACGACGCCUGCUCGGCGGCGGCCGCGAUUCAAACUCCUGAACCGCUGCCCGCGUCUGUCGCGACUGAGGGAACUGCUCCGGGCAGUUAUGACUCCUCCCCUCCCUCUGACGAGGAAAAUCCACGCCUCGCUCGCGCUAGAUCUCCUGCUUCUGGCGUUGGGCUCGAGGCGCUGACCGCUCCUCCCGCCUUCUCUCUCCAUCCCGUCGCCACCAAACGGACGUACCUGGAGGCCCUCUUAACCCCUGCUCUGCAGCCCGCUCCCCGUUCUCCUCACACAACCCCGCCCAGGCUCUCCCUCUCCGGUUGCUUUCGGUGCCUAUCGCCGGAUCAUCCUGUCCGCGAGUGUCGCGAUCCCGUUCGCUGCCGGGAGUGCGGCUGCUCCGGCCACCGUGCGUGGAAGUGCACCAUGCAGCGUAGCCGGCCCCGCUCCGCGCUGUCCUUGCCACAGGCCCGCGCCUCGCCGCGCCGCCCCACCUCGUGGCCAACCACCUUUGCUGCUCCACGCUCCCCACCACCCGCCGCCCGCCCCACCACGCCCUUCCCUGCGUCCCUCAUCGCUCCCGCCGCCCGCCGCCGCGCUGGCCUUUCCCCUAUUCCCAUGCUCCCUCUGUCUCCGGAGCGUCGGGCGUCGUUCUUCGGAGGCGACCAGGGCGCCGGCCCCUCCUCGCGGGCUCCCAGGUCUCCGCCACCCCGUGACGUCCACCAGGUGGUUCCCGACGCCUCGCUCCCACACUCCUCGUCUUCUUCCGAGGGCAUCACCGAGGAGUCUGGAGCUUCCGGGCGCCCCGCGAUAACGGAGGUUUUCAUGCCGCCGGGCGACAUGCUGGCUGUGCGCCGCCUGGCCGUGGUCUACCUCGACCCUCCGGACGGCUUCUCCGCGCCCAUGGGCGCUGUGGGGCUGGCCUUCUGCCAACACCUGCCUAGGCUCCAGAUCGAGCUUGUCCCCUCUGGUAUUGGUGCCAUGUAUGCCCGGUUUCGCUCCCCGGCGGAGCGCGACAGUGCUGUCGAGCACGGCUCCAUCGUGCAUGACGGCGUGUCCAUCUCGCUGGCGCGCGAGGAAAACGCGGCCAGAGCAUCGCCGGAGCAGUACAUGUGCGCCUUCAUCUGGGCUUCUCCCUUCCCGCCCGAGCACGUCAGUUUUGAGGGCGUGCGGGCCGCGUUUGCCAACUUUGGCAAGCUCCUGGAGGUCGAUCUUCUCAAUCUCUCCGGGGCCGACCUGUCCGCUGAUGCUUUCGAGGACGGCCGGUACAGGCGGUUCUUCGCUCCGCCGCCGCCGCCCCCUUUUCGUCGGCUCCAGCCUCUGCUCCACGAGCGCCCCGUCGGGGUCAGGGACACCGCGGCCUCCCCCGGCCGUGACUCUGCCUCUGAUGACACCGGCAGCCGCUACAGCCCGCGCCGCCAUGGUGGGGCCUGGCAAAACCCCCGCCUCAGCAUCUGCCCCGCCCCCCGCGUGCUGCUGCUGACUGCGCCGCCGCCGUCUCCUACGUCCUCUCCGCCCGCCUCUCCGCGCUCCUCUAGCCUCUUCAGCUCCGCCGACGCCCCCUCGUCUCCCGCUCCCAUCGCUGCGGAUGUGGAUGCCGCCUCCGUCACUGCUGCUGAUCAGGCAGAUGAGGAGCAGUGGGAAGCGGUCGUCGACUCGGCAAGGAACCGCCGCAAACCCCUUGGCCGCCUGAAGCGUGAAAAGGCUCGACAGGAAGCCGCGGCGCGCGGCGUCUAG